AUGCUUACUAAUACAAACACAUCACCUGCUGAUCAAGCAGCAAACAAAUUGUCAUUUUCAAAUGCAGCAAGUGGAAUGGCGAAUUCCAAUUCAAUGCCAAAUACCAAUAAUCGGUAUUCACCAAGUAAUUUCUACCGAGCUGCAGCUGUAGCUGCAGCAACAAGCGAUCCGAACAAUCGGCGAUACAUGCCAAGUACACCGUGGGCCAAAUCGAAUUGUUUUGGUGACAGUUUCAAAUUCGAACCGAAUAGUUUAUUUUGUUCAACCAUUGACGACAAUUUCCUUCGUCAAGCCGAAGCUUUAGCCAAACCUGACUCGUCAUCGCUUUACUAUCCCUCUCCAUUCGCCUGUUCAUCAACAGCAGCGACUGCUUCUUCAUGCUCCUCAUCGGUAGCCAAUGCUUAUCCGGGUACAUCAUCAAUGGAAUCUCAUCUCUUAUCCGAACAUAAUCAUCACAAUCAUCACUCGCAUGCCAAUUCCGAUUUACAUCCAUUCUAUCAACGUCAAUAUGCCGCAGCCGCUGUCGGUGUUCUACCAGGUAUGGUUGUUGGAAUGCAUCAUCAUAGCGUUGUCGGUAGUCUUGUUCCUCCUCAUGAACUCGAUGUUGAUCCACGUGAAUUAGAAUCGUUUGCUGAACGUUUUAAACAACGUCGAAUCAAACUAGGUGUCACUCAAGCCGACGUCGGACAUCAGCUGUCGAAAUUAAAAAUGCCCGGCGUCGGUUCGCUGUCUCAAUCAACCAUAUGUCGAUUUGAGUCAUUGACAUUAUCACAUAACAAUAUGGUUGCGUUGAAACCAGUUCUUCAAGCCUGGUUAGAAUUUGCCGAGGCGGAAAUGCGACAAAGGAAAAAAGAAGAAAUGAACGGUAGCAUGAUUGGUAUGAGUGGACACAUUAGUUCAGGUGGAAGUUUAAUUGACAAGAAACGUAAGCGCACGUCGAUCGCGGCACAAGAAAAGCGCUUCUUGGAAUCAUGUUUUAUUCAACAGCAAAGACCAAGUGGAGAACGUAUUGCCCAAAUAGCCGAUAAACUUGAUUUGAAAAAAAAUGUUGUUCGUGUUUGGUUUUGUAAUCAGCGACAAAAAAAUAAACGUUUACGAUUCGCUGCUGGCCAAUCAGCAUAA
Adineta ricciae is the source of this 1122-nucleotide messenger RNA. NCBI's taxonomy places the organism in Eukaryota, Metazoa, Rotifera, Eurotatoria, Adinetida, Adinetidae. The record is from the annotation of a GenBank genome assembly.